Molecule: messenger RNA, 1280 nt
Organism: Macrobrachium nipponense
Lineage: Eukaryota; Metazoa; Arthropoda; Malacostraca; Decapoda; Palaemonidae
Gene: spidey
Product: very-long-chain 3-oxoacyl-CoA reductase-like
Exons: 7
Coding region: 186-1136 (316 amino acids)
Cellular component (GO): endoplasmic reticulum
Molecular function (GO): oxidoreductase activity
Source: RefSeq, a predicted model, not a curated record
CAGCGGCAAGUUUUUAUUCACCGGUAGGGAAGUGGCCUGACAUAGGAACUUUCACUGACUAAGAAAAAAGAAAAAGCGGUUUACGCUGAUUUCGUUCCGGUUCCCGAGCAGAACAUCGACUCGGCAACCUGAGGCUCAGUAUCAGAAGUGCUGCCUUGACUGUUGGAAGUGAUAUUUCUCUGCUCAUGAAGAUGUGGGAAGCGAUUGGAAAGCUGUCCGUGGCAUUCCUUGUCCUGAGAUUUGGAUAUUCUCUCCUCAAAGGCGUCUAUGGGUCAUUCAUAGCGGCUGCCCUGGGGCUAAAUUUAAAUGUCAAGAAAACAGGAGAAUGGGCUGUGGUCACAGGAGCUACUGAUGGAAUUGGCAAGGCUUAUGCUUUUGAGCUCGCCAGAAGGGGGAUGAAAGUUGUUCUCAUAAGCCGUACACCAUUCAAACUCCAGAAUGUUGCAGCAGAAAUAAAUACAAAAUAUGGUGUGGAGACAAAAAUAAUUGAUGUAGACUUCACUAAAGAUGAUAUUUAUGGGCGUAUUGAAAAAGAACUACAAGGCUUGGACAUUGGAGUUUUGGUAAACAAUGUUGGCAUGAGUUAUGAUCACCCAGAAUAUUUCAACAAGGUUGCAGAUGCAGAUAAGGUAUUUGACCAGCUGAUAAACUGCAAUAUGAAGUCGUUGACGAAGAUGACUCGUAUUGUUCUCCCUGGCAUGGAAGAAAGGAAUAGGGGUCUUGUCAUUAACUUAUCAUCUCUCUCCUCAAUUAUUCCUGCACCUUUUCUGGCAGUAUAUGGCGCUACCAAGGCUUACAUUGAAAGUCUGACAGAGAGUUUGAGUGUUGAAUAUGCUAGUAAGAAUAUAACAUUCCAGUGUAUUUUGCCUGGUUAUGUUGUUUCUAACAUGUCCAAGAUUAGGCGCCCUACACUUAUGGCUCCAACACCCACAGCCUUUGUUAGAUCAUCUUUGAGAACCACAGGUGUUGAAAAACGUACUGCAGGCUACUUCAUGCACAAAUUACAGGUGUUUGGAAUUGAAUUUCUGAAGAUGCAUCUUCCUGGAAGUGUCCUUUCUUCUAUAGUGUUCAAUCAGUUGAAAACUGUACGCAACAAAGCUUUGAAGAGGAAGGAGAGGGAAGCAAAAGCAGAAUAAUUAAAUGUGGUACAUUCCUUUUGAGCAGUGUUAAUUACUCAUUGUUUAGUAUAUGUACUCCAUUUAUUUUUAUAUUUUUCAUUUGUUUUGUCUGGUCAUGCAUACAUAGGACCUUCUAAAAUCAUUUGAUGUCUAAGUACAGUU